This is a messenger RNA of Rosa chinensis, 1708 nucleotides long. Its product is annotated as UDP-glycosyltransferase 43. The transcript has a single exon. Gene Ontology annotation, molecular function: UDP-glycosyltransferase activity. Lineage: Eukaryota; Viridiplantae; Streptophyta; Magnoliopsida; Rosales; Rosaceae. Bases 126 to 1547 code for a protein of 473 amino acids. The record is from RefSeq and is a predicted model, not a curated record.
CAAUAACUCCAAAGUAGUAAUUCCAAAGUAUGUGCUAUAGCCUAUAAAAUUGACCUCGUUUCAUUGGACCACUCCAUCACCACCAUUUGUGCCUCGAAGAGAUAAUUCUUAAGUCUAGGAAGACCAUGAGCAAAUCGGAGGUGGUGUUCAUCUCAACCCCCGGAUCAAUCGGAAACCUAGUCCCACUGGUCGAGUUCGCUCAGCUUCUAGUCAACCAUGACCCUCGAUUCCACGCCAGCAUCCUCACCAUCACCAUGCCCCAAAGACCCACCAUCGAUACUUACAUCCAGUCCCGCGCCGCCGCGUCAGCCACCAGCAUCAACUUCCUCCACCUCCCCACUGUAGAACCACUUGCAGAGGAUGAGAACCAGUCCUAUCUCGCCUACCUUUCCCUACUCAUUGAAAAACACAAGCCCCACGUAAAGCAUACUAUAGCUGACCUCAUGUCCUCUGCCGAGUCAAACCGAGUUGUUGCGUUUUUCGUGGACAUGUUUUGUACGUCCAUGAUCGACGUUGCCAACGAGCUUGAGAUUCCUUGUUAUAUGUUUUUCGCUUCUCCGGCGACGUUUCUGAGCUUCAUGUUUCAUAUUCCUGUCUUGGACGCCGAAAUCUCCGACGACUUUGGCGAUUUGGAUACUGAGCUGACUAUACCGGGUUUUGCUAACUCGGUGCCUCCGCUGGUGUUGCCUACGGCGCUGUUGAGUAAGAAGGGGGAUACGUACCCUUGCUAUUUGUCCCAUACGGCAAGGUACAAGGAACCCAAGGGUAUUGUUGUCAAUACGUUCAAGGAAUUGGAGCCACACGCGCUUAGCUCGUUGUCUACGAGUCACGUGCCGCGAGUUCACGCUAUUGGGCCGGUUGUUGAUCAUAAUGGGCCGGCCCAAUGGCAGGAUCCCGACCUGUAUGAGAGCGUGGUGAAGUGGCUCGAUGACCAGCCUCCGUCGUCUGUGGUGCUGUUGUGCUUUGGGAGCAUGGGGAGUCUUAGUGGGCCUCAGGUGAGGGAGAUAGCAUUUGGGCUGGAAAGGGCUGGGUUUCGGUUCUUAUGGGCAUUGCGAGAACCGCCCAAGUCCAGUGUGUACCUUCCGAGCGACCCCGCAAACGUAGACGAGGUAUUGCCGGAUGGGUUUUUGGAGCGGACAUGUAAAUUCGGUUUAGUGUGCGGGUGGGUCCCGCAAGUGAAGAUUCUGGCCCACCAAGCGAUCGGAGGGUUCGUAUCGCAUUGCGGGUGGAACUCGAUUUUGGAGAGCUUGUGGUAUGGGGUACCGAUUGCCACGUGGCCUAUUUACUCGGAGCAACAAAUGAACGCGUUUGAGAUGGUGAAGGAAUUGGGAUUGGCAGUGGAGAUUAGGCUGGACUAUAGGGAGGGAAGUGAUUUGGUGUUGGCGGGGGAGGUGGAGAGAAGCAUAAAGAGCUUGAUGGAGGGUGAUCAUGUGGUGAGGGCUAGGGUGAAGGACAUGAGAGAGAAGAGCAGGAUGGCAUUAAUGGAAAAUGGGUCUGCAUACAAAGCACUAGAAGGUUUAAUUGUGGAACUAAUGCCCAAGAUCUGAGACAAAAAUCAAUUGUCCUCUAGAUGUAAUUUGUAUAGGAUAAAGAAGAGGACAGUUGAAAUAAUUGCAGCAAGUGGCAAUAAUUGUAGUAGCUCUUUCUCCUCAUACAUUUGCAAUCAUGGCUCCAUAGGAAGCUUCAAUGAUUUCUUCCUGCUUCUGAA